AUGAGCGCCUUCACGAGGCGGCAACCAGUUAGUGGCACCGCAGAAAUCGGAGUGCGUCCUGGACUCCAUGGCCAGACGCUCCUUUCAACCGGCCUCGCCGACCUGGACCGCCUGCUGGGCGGUGGGCUGCCGCUUGGCAGCGUGAUGCUGCUCCUGGAAGACCCUCACUCGCAGCAGCACAUCGGCUUCAUCAAGCACUUUUUGGCGGAGGGUAUUGCGUGCGGCCACUCGUCCUGCUGGCUGGCGCCAAGGCCGCAGCCAGGCGGCGCGGCGGCGUUCGUGCCCGCCGUUGCCACAGCGCGGCAGGACAGCGAAACCCGG
Monoraphidium neglectum is the source of this 321-nucleotide messenger RNA. RefSeq lists its product as hypothetical. Gene Ontology annotation, cellular component: transcription elongation factor complex; cytoplasm; elongator holoenzyme complex. Lineage: Eukaryota; Viridiplantae; Chlorophyta; Chlorophyceae; Sphaeropleales; Selenastraceae. Gene Ontology annotation, biological process: tRNA wobble uridine modification. The record is from RefSeq and is a predicted model, not a curated record. The annotation marks the transcript as partial. The transcript has a single exon.